This is a messenger RNA of Symbiodinium sp. CCMP2456, 1677 nucleotides long. Lineage: Eukaryota; Dinophyceae; Suessiales; Symbiodiniaceae. The record is from the annotation of a GenBank genome assembly.
AUGACGCACAUGAUCAACAAGAUUCCGAAGCUGUGCGAGGCAGGCAAGCCCGGCCCAGCCUGUCGUCCACCGACACUGCCCCUGAAGUUGUGCGUCAUGCCAUGGGAGCACCGGAUAGGCAGCCUUGGUUCUCGAUACUCAGAGGCACAUUGGGAUGGAAUCACGUUUGGACAUUUCGCUGCCGACGACUGUGGAAGGCCUUCCAUAAGCUUCACGUACAAUCCCACCAACGUCGACACCGCGUUUCCACAGUUGUUCUCCGAAGUCAACUGGCUUCCAUCUGUGGAGGCCACCGCGCGAAUGUGGAUCGGCGAGUCCAGCAUCACUCACAACAAGGUUCGGCUGACCGGAGAUCUCGAUGGUGCAAACCAGAUGACUCUCACGGAUGUGGAUGGUACGCUCUUGGGGUCCUCGCAAGCGGAUGGAUCUUUGGUCACCGUCUACAAUCCAGGGCUGGCAGAGCAAAGCUGCACGGAAUUUGGUAGCAGCUACUACAGCUGUCCUGAUCUGCGGCUGCGCUACAUGACCUGGGAGGCAGUUGGAGGUCCAUCUCACCGUGUCCUCAGCAAGUUCAAGGCCUGGAGAGCCUCCGAUGACCGCUCUACCUGGUCUACCGGUCCACGGCCUGACAAGGGUUGCAUUCCCGACGAAGCUGAGCAAGACCGAAACUGGAAGAUUCGCCCAAACGACAUGUACAACCUCACCAUGUUCACAUCUCCACCAAAGCACCACCGACUGUUCUGGUUCAACGACAACCAGGACGAUUCGAUCCGACUUGACAUCUUCUUGACCCAGCCAUUCAGACUGGAGGUUUAUGUUGACGGCGCCCUCAUGCCGGAAGAUUCCUACGACACUGCUAAGCUGGAGCCUCCGCGCUUGCCGGAGCUCUCCGACGCGCACGGCUCCUACGCCUUCGACCCGCACGCGCGUCGCUUCUAUGUCAUUAUGAAAGGUGGAGUUUUCGGUGGUCGUGCUGCCACGAGGGGCGGUGGCUUCAUCCUGCUGCGCCUUCUGCAGGUGGUUCAGAUCUCAAUGACCGUGGCCGUGCCCUUUAGCACCUUCGACGGAGAUGCCGUCAUAAACAAUGUCGCAACACUGCUGCAGAUCGACCCCUCGCGCAUCAAGAUCGUCUCUGUGCAAAGCAGAGCGGAAGUUGCUGCCCAAGGUGGACGUCUGCUGCAGGCGGAUGACGGCGUGUCUCUAAUCUUCCAGAUCGUGGAGCCGAAUCCAGAGCCUGUGCCUGGAGAGGCUUUCUCCGAGUCUGGAGCCCCGCCUCCGAAUGGUUCUUCCUGGGAAGAUGUGAUUCCGGCGGCCCCAGAAUCAAACGAGACAUCCCAGAACCAGACCACAGGAGAGGACUCCACAGAAAACGCCUUUGAGUACAGCGAGCAGGGCCUUGAAGAGUUAGCAACUCUGGUGCAGGUCCUGCAAAAUGCUUCGGAAACCGGGGCCUUGUCACAAGCCCUGAACGCAGACGUCAUCAUCGAGAGUAUCGAGCUGACGGAUACCACUCAGCCCGAGGCUGGACGCCUGAAGGAGUCUUUGAUCUGUAAUGACCCUCGCCGGCUCCGGCUCCAUGCUCCUGUUCGCUCCGGCUCUCUCGCUCGUCUUUCUCUCUUCCUCUCUCUCUUCAUCUCUCGCUCGCUCUCUGUGAUUGUCUCGCGCGAGCUCCCUUAA